Messenger RNA from Drosophila ananassae, 7766 nucleotides. RefSeq names its product ATP-binding cassette sub-family C member Sur (gene Sur). The coding region runs from base 791 to 7495 and encodes 2234 amino acids. The transcript is spliced from 23 exons. Gene Ontology annotation, molecular function: ABC-type transporter activity; ATP hydrolysis activity; ATP binding. Gene Ontology annotation, biological process: transmembrane transport. The record is from RefSeq and is a predicted model, not a curated record. Gene Ontology annotation, cellular component: membrane. NCBI's taxonomy places the organism in Eukaryota, Metazoa, Arthropoda, Insecta, Diptera, Drosophilidae.
ACUUUAAAAAAUAUCCGGUAUGGGCUUUUUAUUUAUUUUGCAUCUGCUCUCUUUCCCGGUUUUCCAGGUCGAUUCGUCUUGUUUUUCGCUGGCAUAACUGGUUACCAAAUAAACAAUCUGCAAGUUGCACAAAAAGCUAAAGCAUUUCUCCACCGCGCACGUGCGGGAUCCACCAGAUCGGUGGCUGCGGCGUCUUCGUGAUUUUUCCGGCGUUUUUCGGAGAGCUCGCUUAGUGUGCUGCCAUGCUCGGAAGCAAUCGGUCGGGCUUUUCUUCGCUCUCUUGUAAAGAUUCUUUAUCUCGGGAAACGUGCGCCGUAUAUGUAAAUUUCUCGCUGAUAUUUUGUUUAUCCAAAAACAAAAAGGGGGGAAAAAAUUACUUAAAAGAAUAAUAAUUGAAUGGCAACUGUGGUGAAUGCGACGGAUGCUCUGUUGGGAAGAAAAUUAAUUUUGGUUACAACUCGCUUAGCACAUAUUGCGCUAGAAGUAAUCCCAGUGCAUAUUCCCCAAUUUCCAAUUGCGAAAUAAUUUGUUUAUAUUGGGAAUUUCUGUAUUUGAUUUUCAACCUGUUGUACGCGAUAGUUUGAAAGUGAAUGCCUCGAGAAUCGUAAUCAACCUAUAUAAAAAUUUGAAAAUGUGAACGAAUACAUAUGCGCAAUGGGAGGAAAAUAUUUUGAAAAAUGAAAUCACAAAAGUGAAAUCGUUGGAGAGUUAAAACGAGAAGCCGGCGCCACCGUGAACGUUAGCAAACAUCAUUAAAUUCUGGCUAUAUGCUUCGCUUUUAUUGGCCAUUAUGAAGCAGUUGUUCAAUAUAAUACACUGUGAUCAUUUAAAUGGGCAUGUACGCUCCAUUUAUGAUAAUUUAAAUACAGAUGUUUGUGGCAUUGACCGUGUGAGGCGAGUCUUGGCGUGUUUAAAAAUCAUUCUAUUACUUUGUUGCUGUUUAUUUGUUUCUAUCAAGUACAAAAAGUGCCACAAAACAUUAUUAAUGUUCCACAAUGGACGAGCUGCUGUUUCCUUGAUCCUUUUGGCAGCAAAUAGUUUAGAAUUCGCCCGGACCCUGCUGCCCCAUCACAGUGUCCCCCAGAUCAACCUACUUUUUGAUUCCAGUCCCCGUGAGCAAAACUUCUUGAUUGUAAUAGGGUCGGGAGAAGUAUGGAAUGCCAUUCUAUCAACGCUUUUGACUCUAAUGCUAAUGCUGUAUCAUCGUAUUGUGGAGCGCAAAAAGGCGACAGUUUUUUUAUAUGCAAGUACUGCCGUCGAGAUAUUGACAUUUGUCCUGCGAACCAAUGAGCUGUCUGAGUUGGUGUACUACGAGGAUUUGUGGGAGCUGCAGACGUGCCUUGUGGGUAUUUCCGCCACGUGUAUGCUAGUCUUGGCCUUCUUAGACGGUUAUACCAUCUACAAAGAGCAAUAUCAUGACGACUAUAUGGACGAUUAUGAGAGAAUCGGCUAUAAGCAUUCUCUGGCCACUUUUUACUCCAAAUCCUGCUUUUGGUGGCUAACACCACUACUAUGGUUGGGCUACAAGGAGCCACUGGAACUGGAGGAUUUGGGGCAAAUGAAAUUGGAAGACAGUGCUAGAUCGCAUUACGACCACUUUUUGUACAUCUACACAGAGAAGGCGAAAAAGUCAAAUACGAAGCCCUCUUUAUGGUAUUGCUAUUUAAAAAACAGUUGGCAAAUGUUUGCCUUGGGGGGUAUUUUAAAAUUGGCUGGGGAUUUAUUCUCCUUGGUUGGUCCAAUUGCCAUUCAGAAAAUUGUUCAAUAUAUCGAAGAGCUCUAUGCCAGUACUACGAUGCCCCACUCGGUCAAUAAUGAACCCGCCCAACUCACCAGCACCACCGGUGUAAGCAACGAUUUUGAUGAGGUUUUCGGCACCAAUAUUGGACAAGUGAGAAUUUACUGUAGAACUUGGUCGGAUCUGGUGGCGAAUGGCUGGUGCAUCGCUUGGAUUGUUCUGCUGACCGCAUUCACACAGGGCGCUUUGUCGCAGGCUUCGACGCACAUCCUCAAUAUGACCGGCAUCAGGAUAAAAACUUCUCUACAGGGUCUAAUUUAUAGAAAAAGUUUGCUUUUAAAUGCGGGCGGUGGAGGCUGCGGUGGCAACGAAUCCUCAACUGAGUGUCCUUCCGUCUCAGCGGCUGAGAAACAAAAGAUUGCCAAAUCCAAGGAUAAUUCAGAGGACUCAAACGGCGGUAAUGACAUUGGAAGUAUUACCAACCAUAUGACGGAGGACACUCUGAACAUCAUGCAAUUCUUCCUGAUCAUUCAUUAUGCCUGGGCCAUUCCCUUCAAGAUUAUAGUAGUCAUAUACUUAUUGUAUUUGAAUUUGGGAAUCAGUGCAGUUAUUGGCUCUAUUGUUUGCAUUCUGAUAAUGACACCGCUGCAGUUUAUAAUUGGAAAUGCAAUGUCUAAAAAUGCCGAGGUUAUUGCAAAAUAUACAGAUGAGCGUUUAAAGAAAAUCCAUGACACACUGGUUGGCAUCAAAGUCAUAAAACUGAAUGCCUGGGACGAGGUCUUCCUAAAAAAGAUUCAAGUGGCGCGCUCGAAAGAGCUCAAGUAUCUCAACAAAGACGCUACAUUCUGGACCUUGAUGGCUGUUCUUACCCACAUUGCAACCGUGUUGAUUACUUUUGUAACCCUGGGCGUUUACGUUUGGUUAGCCCGAGGAGAGUCCUUCGAUUUGAAUGCCAGCAGGCUCUUUUCGUCCCUGGCCCUUUUCCAGCAGCUGACGGUUCCUCUGCUGAUAUUUCCCAUUACGGUGCCCAUCAUUAUAGCAGCUAGGGUGUCCACUCGGCGACUGGAGCGUUUCCUACGAUCCGGCGAGAUCCAGAAGCAGUUCGAGGGCAUCCGAAAUAUGGCCAGGAUAUUGAGCAAAAGUGACGCCUCUCUGGACAUGUACGAGACCCAGGAGAAGUCCAAUCUGACAAUGCGUACGGCCCAGGCGGAGAAUAGACUGAAUGAGAAGCGACUGGCGCAGCAAAGCCGGAGCCCUGAACCUCCAAUGGAGGAGAAGUCUCUACCAACCACAUCGACAACCCCGUUAUUGCAGCAAAAUGAGGAGCAGGCAGUUGUUGAGCUCUCCUCAUCCUCCUCCCAGGAGCUGGGGCACAAUAAGCUGGUCCAGCAGCGCCGAGAGCUUCUUCGAAAUACUCCGUACGUGGCCAUCCGACCAAAGAUGCGAGCUGGCGGCGGCAGUGUGGUGGAGAAGCCUCUAGAGUUCUCUGUGAUCCGGGCCAGAAACACGGACAGCUGGCGACGGGACUCUCUUUUGCUCAAAAUGCCCGACGACAUCGCGGUUUCCAUCAACGACGGCCUCUUCACGUGGCAGCCCCAAAGCCAGAUGCCCGUGGUGCAGUUGCAUGUGGCAGGGAUAGUGGUGCCGAAAGGAAAGUUGACCAUCGUUGUGGGCAAGAAUGGGAGUGGAAAGACCUCUCUGCUGUCUGCUCUUCUCAUGGAGAUGCCUCUAUUGGCAGGCAAUAUGUUUUGGCACAAAACCUGUACCAUAUCCUAUGUAUCGCAACACCCCUGGCUUUUGAAUGACACCAUACGGGAGAAUAUACUUUUUGGCGAGUCCUUUCGGCCAAAUCGGUAUAAUUUCGUUAUAGAAGCCUGUGCCCUCAAGCUGGACAUCGAGCUAAUGCCGCGCGGAGAUUAUACGAUUAUCGGAGAACGAGGAAUCAACAUGUCAGGGGGACAAAGGCAACGAAUCGCCAUUGCCCGGGCCUUGUACUCCUCGGCUAAUGUCGUCAUAAUGGACGACCCCUUAGCUUCUCUGGACAACGAGGUGGGUGAUCAUAUAUUCGAGCAAUGUAUACGUCAGAUGUUACAAAAAUCAAACAGGACCUUUAUCCUAGUGACACAACAAUUGCAUCGCAUUAAAGAGGCAGAAUAUUUAAUUGUUAUGAAAAAUGGAAAGGUGGAAGCUUGUGGUAGCUAUUCGGAAAUCGAACUUAUGCAUCCGAGGAUAACCGCCAAAUGGACUUCAAUCCUGGCAAUGGGCAAGGCCAAGAGAGAAUACGUUACACAAAGUUCUGUUGAGCGGACGGCUUGUGAGCGCUGGAAAUUGCUGAAGAAUGUCAGCAAGUUGGGCCUGCAACGCUCUAUAUCAGUGACCAUGGAUCCCAGUGGAGGGUGCAAUGCGGAUACCAUUGAUGGAAGCGGCUGUAUUUCAGUGACCAAUAUGCCCUCAAAUGUUGUCCAAGAGGAGGAGGAAGAUGAUCAAAUAUCUGCUUCCUAUUCAAUGGGACCCUGUGGCACUUUUAAUCUUCAACGAAAAAGAUCGAGUAUUUACGGAUCUCGGCACUUAAUGUAUGAUGUUCCCCUGCCCAUCGAUGAGUGUCAGAACGAUGAUGUUAUCAUGCGACCUCGUCGAAGGCACACACUCAGCCGGAGGGGCAGCAGGACUACCAAUUCAUGGCAUCGCCUGAGCGGACUGAGCACUCUGACCGCCACUUCUGCCUCCAGUUCCAACAGCGGAGAUCUCCUCAAUCGCAGCGCCCUGGCCACCAGUUGUAGCAGCUACGCGGAAAGCAGUGGCGGUGACCUGGCCCCCAUAGUACCUCCAGAGCCACGUGUCCAGUCGUGGCAGCCCCCACAGACCGUUCACCAUCAGCCCCUGUCCCGAAAUGCCUCAUCCCCGCCCGCCAUUGAGGCACCUGCCAAAGCUGUGGAGAUUCAGGACGGACAUGAGCUGGAAAAAGCGGAAGAUCCUUUGGAUGAUCAGGGGCGUGGAGGCUUUCAGCAAUUCCUGCGAAGAAUGUCUAUGCGACGUUCCAACAAACCAAAGAACCAUCAUCAUCCCCUAAGUGCUACCAAUUCUAUAUUGAGCAUUUCCGAGGAGUCUCCUCCCAUUGUCCACUUUGCCGCCAUUGACCUGAGCUCUCCGCGUGGAAUUUCUCAACCCGAUGGCCAGAAAUCCAAAAGCGAGUUGGCCGAAAUGGCUUCCGACGACAAGCCAAAGAAAAGUGUAAAUAUUGACUCAAAGGAAACCACAAUAAAUUGCGCUGACAAUUGUGAAUCAGGCUCGAACAAAGAAUCGGAGGCAAACGUGACAUCAUUGCCUGUGCCGGAAAAUGCUGAAGGACGCGUGACGCCGGCAGGUGGCUGCCAUGAGGCAGGACGAGCUGCAAUUGAUACCGAACGCAAAUAUGGAAAAAUAUCGGACGACAUAUAUCUAAUGUAUAUACGAGCCGCCGGACUGCCCAUAAUCACCGUCUUUUUUAUCACCGCACUAAUUUGGCAGUGUUUGCGUGUCUACACGGACGUUUGGCUCCAGCACUGGAGCGAUGUCCAUGUCGGUGGCAGGACCCUAGAUGGAUCGCCGGAUGGCAGGACGAUGGUUGGACCCAUUGUAACCGUAGAGACGACGGUGACGGAGGUGCACGAAGUCACGUACUAUUUUCGCAUGUAUGCUGCAAUUUCGUGUGUUUGCAUUAUAAUGGCCAUGGUAUCAACACCGGCAGGACAAUGGGCCGGCUGUAAUGCCCGUCGUAAUUUGCACGAUAAGCUGCUGCAAACGAUUUUGCAUAAAACGUUGCAUUUUUUCCAAGUGACACCGCUCGGGCGCAUCGUGAAUCGUUUCAGCAACGAUAUGGCCGUCAUUGAUAAGAAAAUUGCCGCCACUGGCCAACGAUUGUUGCAAUUCACUUUGCUUUGUCUAUCUGCCAUCCUGAUAAAUGUCACGAUUACUCCGUGGUUCCUGGUCCUGACACUUCCCAUUUGCGGGGCCUACUAUGUGGUUCAGAAGUUCUACAGGUGUUCAGCGAGAGAGUUACAGCGAAUUGAAAACGCCACCAAUUCCCCAGUCAUAUCUCACUUGGCCGAGACUAUCCAAGGGGUAACCACUAUUCGAGCAUACAACCAACAGACUCGUUUCACGGAGAUUCUAUUCAAGCGUCUGGAGGCAAACACAAUUGCAUUUGCUUUAUUAAAUACCAGUCAUCGAUGGCUGGGCGUAUCCCUGGACUAUUUGGGUGGCUGCAUUGUUUUUGUGGCCACUGUGACGGCCCUGGCAACGGCGAGUCUCAGUUGCAGUAACUAUAGAAUGCGGCAUGACAGCGAGGCAACCGAAACUUAUGCUGUCAAUAAAAGCCCGCCAGACACCGCCGCCUCCGGCUCUGAUUCUGGCUCUACCUCGGAACUGAAUCCCACACCGUCGCUGGUGGGACUGGCCAUAAACUACACGUUGUUGGUGCCGAUUUACCUUAAUUGGGUUGUAAAACUUUUGGCUGAUAUGGAGAUGUAUGCGGGCUCCGUGGAACGCAUCGCCCACUAUGCUCAGGAUGCGGAGGAGGAUAUGGAUCUGGGGACGCUCGAAGGCGGAGAAGAUGUGAGAGCUGAAGUCGAUAGGUCGUCCUUGUCCACGUCGAUGUCGACUGCCGGUGACAAAGUUUACCCAGGCGCAACGACAGCUGCCGGUGAUGUUGAUGAAGAUGGAACUGGAAAUGCGGCAGGAGUAGGAACAAGAGAAGGAGCAGGACCAGUGGCAGGAGGAAAUAACGGGACUGAAGCAAAUGCUGAUAAAUUAAAUGCAGGCAAUGCAACCGGCGACAGCGACGGCAAUCACUUAAACUUCCCCUUAAACUUCCCCACGGCGACAGCUGGCGACGCCGACAAGGUGGAACAGGCGACGACAAAGACGUCGGUGAUUAAAGAUAAGCAACUGCCGCCGCAGGACGAGAACGAGAAGGUCGUCCUGCCAAAUGAGCCAGCCAGGAAGCUUGAGCGCUACCAAAGUGUACCAAUUUCGUGGCCUCAGAGAGGCGACAUCAAUUUUGAUAAUGUCAGUCUGCGGUACGAAGGACAGGAGGAAAAUGUCAUCAGCAACCUAACAUUGAAAAUUCCAGCAGGCCAGCGGAUUGGGAUUUGCGGUCGAACGGGUAGCGGCAAAUCAUCCUUGGGCCUGUCCUUAUUCGGAGUCCUGCAAACGACCAGAGGCCACAUCUACAUUGAUGAUGUGGAUAUCAAACGAAUCCGACCAGACGAGCUGCGAACCAGAUUGUCGAUUAUACCGCAGGAUGUGCAUUUGUUCAAUGCAACCAUACGUGAAAAUCUAGAUCCACAUGGUUACUUCCAGGACCUGCAGUUGUGGAAUUGCUUGGAGCUGGCGCAGCUGAAGGAGUUCGUCAACGGCCACCUUCCUCUUGGCCUGGAUACUGUGCUGUGUGAUGGGGGCAUUAACCUGAGCGCAGGACACAGACAACUGCUGUGCCUGGCACGUGCCAUUCUGCGGGGAUCUGCCUGUCUGGUCCUCGACGAAGCAACAAGUGCUCUGGACAGCUCCACUGAAAAUGCACUCCUGAAGGCAGCCGACCAGGCCUUCCAAGGGCGCACCAUCAUAACAAUCGCCCACCGCCUGUCCACCAUUCUGGACUAUGAUAGAUUGAUUGUCCUGGAUCAGGGGCGGAUAAUAGAGGAUGGAAAUCCCAGGGAGCUGCAACAGUUGCCGGGAUCUGUUUUUAAUAAUUUACUGCAAAAGGGCUCGGAUAAGUAGAUUAUUUUUCGUGCCUUAUAUUUAUAUUUAUUGAAAGAAAAGUUGAAAAUAUUUUUAAAAGCAACAUGUCAGCUGAAUUUAUUGUAAAGUAUAUAUUUUUGUAAAGUAUUUAUUCCCAUAUUAUUUUCUACUAGUCGUAAAUUGAAUAUAUUUCUUAUAAUUUGUUAAAUAUAUGUGAUCUGAGCAUUUUGUACUAGUCCAAAAAAUCCAUGUAUUUAUUUAUUAAACAACUUUCCAUAUUUUGUAUUGUAGUUUGAAAUAAAUCAGAAUA